AUGAGAAGACCUCUGUUCUCCACUCUCCUCCCUCUUUUACUGCUGGCCUUGAUGAACCUCAGCAAGAUGAUCUGGGCAUGGACUGCCCCUGAUUGCACCAUAGCAGAUAGCUCCCUAUUGCCUAACCUCUCCUACUACAUCCCAUUUUGUUCCUUGGCCCCUGGACUGCACAUUUUUGCAUCAUGUUUCAAUGUUAAAGACCUUGCUCGGACCCUGACAGCAGUGCCCCGGAAUAUAGAGGCAUUAUGUCUACAAGGCACAGUGCCUAUCCUGCCAGAUGAUGCCUUUGGUCACUUCCCCUCCCUCAAGCUUCUGAGGCUGCAGCUGGCUACCAUCAGUAUUACAUCUGGGACAUUUCAAGGAUUGGAUCAGCUACAGCACCUUUUCUUUGAGCAUCAUGCUCCCUGUUGCCAGAGUCUGUUCCUCCCUCCAGAUGCUCUGGAGCCCUUCAGAUUUCUCAAUAGCCUUUCCUUUCAAGGCUACUGCCUGAAUAAUAGCCAGAACAUCAAGUUGCCCAAAAGCCUUAGUCAUCUGAUCCUGAGGCACGGCUGUCUGACAACACUGCAGGAACUGCAAGAGCUUUUCCCAAACCUUGUCCCUGAUUCCCCUCCUACAGCAAGUCCCAAACCAUGGUCAUCCUUUCUGGAGCUGAUGGAUCUGUCUGCCAACCUGCAGCUGAAUCAGGUGAGUGUCAGAGCCUUGGACGGCCUCCAGCUUCAUUCCCUGAGACUGGAUGACACCCCACUAAAUUCACUAAGCCUUUUAGACUCAGGACUGCUCCAUCUGGACUCCCUCUCCCUUGUGGGUACAGGUAUAGAAAAACUGCCUUGUAAUGUGACAGGCCACUUUGAGCUUCGUGCCCUUGACCUUGGGAGAAACCAAAUUCAGAACGUAGAGCAUGGAGAUCUCUCAAGCUGCCGCUCUCUGGAACUGCUCAGCCUUCAUGCCAAUGGCCUACAGUUUCUUCCCACCAGGUUCCCGAGUACCCUUCCCCAGCUUCAGAAGCUCAACCUAUCCACGAAUAAGUUGGGUCCAACCUUGGUGCUCCCGGAAGGGCUGGUCAGCUCAAACCUCAGAGUGCUAGACCUGUCUCACAAUGAGCUCUGUAUUCUGCCCUAUGGGGCCUUCUCCUCUCUUCCUCAACUCCGAGAGCUUUGGCUGAGUGGCAACAACAUCUCCAACUUAUCCAGUGGGAGUCUGGAGGGACUGAAGCAUCUACAGACCUUAGACCUGAGUUGGAACCGAAUUAAGAUGCUGAAUCCAGGCUGGCUCUCCUCUCUUCCUUCUCUCACCUCACUGAAUCUCCUGGGCACCAAUUUAGAGCGUAUCUCAGGCAGGCAGCUUCAGGGUCCCCAGAAGCUGAGCCAUCUGCAACUGGGCUCUCCUGAGAGCCUAGAGAUCUACCCUCCCUGGCCUCCAGCACUGCUCAGCUUAGAGAUAUGGACAGGAUAUCUCACCCAGUUUAGUAUCUCCAAUGAAGAGCCCUUCUUGUUCUUAGAGUACCUUACCUUACAAACUACCUUUAUGUUGCUGGAUCCAAAAAACAUCACAGUCCAUUUUCCUUCCCUGCGUCACCUAACCCUGCGAGGCUACAGCCCCUACAUUUUCUUAAGCCAUCAAUCGCAGCAAUUCAUCCCACAGUUUCCUCUCCUGGAGUACUUGCACUUCUGGUCCAAUCAUGAAGGUACAGAAGAACUGCAUCUAUAUGGGAUGCCCAGGCUGCGAGUGCUGGAGCUGGGAGACAUGGACUUCCUUGGUGAGUCAAGGCCAGUGAAGCUGGAGGUGCUACUGAAGGAGCUGCCUCAGUUACAGGUGCUGGUUUUGAGCAACCUGGGCCUCAGGAGUCUCUCUAUCUCCAGCUUUAGGAGCUUGGGCCUCCUCCAGCUACUGCUACUCAACUCUGAAUGGGCCGUGGAAUUGGAUAGCAGCCUCCAGGAGUUAAUCCCUCAACUGCCUCAAUAUGUUUAUUUCUCAGAUGUCAACUUCUCCUGCCAAUGUGAAAGCUCUUGGGUGGGACCUUGGGCUAUAGGGGCCCCAAACACCUUUGUGUAUGGGCUGGAGAAAUCCAUCUGUAUGGCCAAUGCUUCUGAUUACUCCAAGACUCCACUGCUCUCCUUCCUUUCUGGUCACUGCCAAUACCAUCCUGAAUUUCAGGGCUUUCUCACCAGCUUCAUUCUGGUGCUCCUGCUGACCAUCCUUGCACUACUUGGCUGCCCCAAAUGGCCCUGGCUUCACCACCUCCGGACAUUUUUUCACGCCUGGUGGUGGAAAUUGUGUGGGCGGGGCCCCAGAAGCCAAUUCCUCUAUGAUGUCUUUGUAUCCUACUGUGUGCAGGACCAAGCCUGGGUGCUGGAAAAACUGGUUCCCACCCUGGAGAAACCUCCUCCAGCUGGUGAGGGCCUGAGGCUCUGCCUGCCUGAGAGAGACUUUGGGGUUGGGCAGGAUAGGAUGGAGGCGAUGACAGCUAGCAUGGAGAGCAGCAGAGCCACCCUCUGUGUUCUCAGCUGCCAGGCCCUGGGCAGUCCCUGGUGCAAUCUGGAGUUAAGGCUUGCCACCUACCACUUAGUGGCCAAGCCUGGGAUCACCUGCCUCCUGCUGCUGUUUCUGGAGCCCAUUGAUCCGCGGCAACUGCGCGGCUACAACCGCCUUACCCGGUGGCUCCAGAAGGAAGACUAUUUCUAUUUGCCCCAAGGAUGGGUCGAGUGGGAUGCCUUCUGUGUGAGACUUAGGAGAAGACUAAAGAAAGCAGGACAAAAAAGAGAGGAUUAG
Messenger RNA from Carlito syrichta (Philippine tarsier), 2769 nucleotides. Its product is annotated as toll-like receptor 11. Gene Ontology annotation, biological process: immune response; inflammatory response; toll-like receptor signaling pathway. Lineage: Eukaryota; Metazoa; Chordata; Mammalia; Primates; Tarsiidae. Gene Ontology annotation, molecular function: transmembrane signaling receptor activity; protein binding. The transcript has a single exon. Gene Ontology annotation, cellular component: membrane. The record is from RefSeq and is a predicted model, not a curated record. The coding region runs from base 1 to 2769 and encodes 922 amino acids.